Messenger RNA from Heterocephalus glaber (naked mole-rat), 1796 nucleotides. NCBI's taxonomy places the organism in Eukaryota, Metazoa, Chordata, Mammalia, Rodentia, Bathyergidae. The record is from RefSeq and is a predicted model, not a curated record.
GGUAGCUCAUGGAAAGAGUUCCAAAGUGUUCCAGUUAUUAAGGAACAUCUGAAAGUAAUUCCUGGCAGCUCACUAAAUAUUGGCAUCACAAGCAUCCUGAUUACAAGGACUUUAGGAUAGAUAAUAUUGGUGAUGAAAAAUAGUGAGAAUUUGUCGGUCUCACCCAUGUUUUCAUGGUUCUCUUGUUUCCUACAGAAAAUUUCCAAAUCCCACCAUCCAUAGGAACCUCCUGUCCUCUGGAGCUAUCACCUUUCAUCAGGAGCAUGGCUGUUCCCUUAACAUCAAGUGCCCCAGCCCUCACUUCAGCAUGGCUGCUGCCCUCCGCUUCUGUCAACUACAUCCAGCCAGUCAUAGCCAGUUCCUACACUUAUCAACACUGUAGUGAAAUAAAAAGAAUGACCCCAGCGAUAGAGACAUAUGUGGGAUGGCAAGCCCUGAGCCAGGCAGGGUGUGUGUCACAACUUCCAGAAAUCAUGGAGUCCUGCAGCAGCAGAAGUACCCAGUUGCUUGAGGGAAGACCUCCAACUGAGUCUGGGGGCAUUUCAGUGGGAGCUCCAGUGCAGAAUUCUACUCAUUCCUUGACCUUGGAUUCAAGCUGGGAGCAACCAGAGAAGGAGAACUGGGAUGAGAUGAGAAGCGAGAGCUUACAGCCUCUGGAUGCCCACAAGGUUUUUAUAGGCACCCAAGAUCCGCCUUUACUCUCCUUGGCGUCCCCUGACUCUCCCGAGCUGCUGGCUUCCACUGAGCAUCCAAUCCCUGAGAAUCCUGGUUCUGAAGAUGCCCUCUUGGGAAAGUGCCACCCGAGUCUCCAGGACCCAGGGACCCUUGACAAGGGGAUUGAGUCCAGCCCGGGUUGGGCAGAUAUUGGGGCCCUGGUAGAGGGCAUUCAACUUCCCCAGGUGCUCCAGUCCUUGGAAGAUCUUGAUCACUCCAACCAGCUCACAACCAUCGGAGCUCAAGACACUGAUUCCAUUCAAGACAAUGGUGUGCAGGUUCCUUCAGCUAAGGUGAGGAAAAAGAAACAUAAAGCUUCCGAGGCUAUCACUGGAGCUUCUGAGGCUAAACUGCAGCUCAUGGACCUCAAGAGCCUGCCAGGGGGAAAAGGGUGCGUUUUUAGUGCAGCAGCCAGUGACAGGGCUCCCAAGGACACGGUUGAGAAGUCCUACAGAAAAUCUCCAAUGAUGCCAUCCAACAGAACCAACCAAGAUGAGGGCCAUGGGAAAGGGAGGGCCAAGAAAACCAAAGGCAACAAUGAGAAGAAAGCUCUUGACAGGAAGCAGUCAGAGCCUAAGGUCAAGGCAGAAGACAUGCCAACAAUUCCUAACAGGAAGCGCAAGAGACACCAACCUGUGACUGGCCAGGAGGUACUUAAAAUGCCUCACACCAGCCUAGGCAUGCACUUGCUGGAAUCUGUGCAGGUUUUCCACCCUUUAGGGAAGAAGCUGGAUAAGAAAGGUGGAACCAUGAAUGUGGCUGAGCAGCAGUGUAAGCAGCCUUGGGGAACAGGCACAAGGAGUGGGAAAUUAGCACCCUGCCUCCCUGCAGCCAGCAGUGCAAGCAACUUUGGGCCAGAAAUCAGCAUUCCCUCUCAUUGUGACCAGCAGUUUAAGCAGCCUUGGGCUGUGGCAGCAGGACAAGGAGGGCAGCUUGUGAGGGGAGCCAGCACUGUGGAACAGAGGAGCCUGUGCAAGGUCCAGGAAGGGCCAACUGUACACAGGACUGGGAACAGCCUCAGGUUGUCUCUGCCUGAGAGCACCACAGCAACCAGGAGAGCAACUCAGAGACGAACAGAAUAA